CUGCACGCAACAUUAACAAGGAUUCGUAAGAGUGUCCUAUUUCCCAAGACCAGAAGUCUAGACAUCAUUAAAAUUCCGGAAGGGUCUUUUUACAACUUCCCGAAGAAAUUGCUCCUGCGAUCACGACAGGUGGCUUUGAGACCAUUUUCAAGAUUGCCCUUGUCACUCCUUCUUUCUUCUUGUACUCUUUUUGCAUCAAACCCAGCUCCUUGGCGAUAUAAACUAAGGUAGAGCUUCCUAUCCGUUAGUCUCUUGGCGGCCGACCCCUCGCAGUCCCUAACAUCAUUGCCGACGCGCCACUGGGCAAACGGCUCGGUUAUCCCAAGUCACCUACACCUCAUUUCUAACCAUUAGAUCACGAACAAAUCAAAGAUACCUGCGAUGCGCUUGUCCACUCCCCUUCUGCUGGCCUUGCCAGUACUCGGUGUCUCCGCCGAGGGCGCCUACGAGCAAUACUAUGCCAAAUUCCAAAACUUUCUUGGCCAAUUUGGCGCAACGCCCCCUAGCGCAACGCCCGAGGCCGACAAGGCAAAGAGCUCCGAUGCCAGCACCGCAACCGGUAGUCAAGCGCCGGCCAAGCCCAUCGAGGUGCUUACCUUGGAUAACUGGAAGGAUCUGCUCUAUGGGCCUGUGAAGUCGACUUCCACGGAGCCUGAGGAGUGGUGGGUUAUGAUCACCGGUGGCAACAAGACAUGCUGGGGCCGCUGUGCCAUGCCUGAAGCUGCUUGGAACGCAUCGACACCCAAGAUCGCUGCCCUUCCAAACUCCCCGCACUUAGGCUACCUCAACUGCGAGGCCAACCCAGUUCUUUGCAACGUUUGGUCAGCCGGCGCACCUUCCAUCUGGUCCCUGAAGAUGAAGCCAGCUCCCAGUGAGGUUGAGAUUGUCAUCAAGCCAUUGUCGCGCAACGAGACUACGGCUCAAACCAUUAUGGACAUCUACGAGGAGGGCUUCGUCAAGGGCAACAAGGACAAGUGGGUGUUGAACGACAGCGUCUUCCAUCCGUUCAACGGCUUCUUUGCCAAGAACAGUCUUAGCGUUCCCGUUGCCUACGUUCUCUGGUUCUUCAGCGUCGUUCCCAACUGGGCCGUGAUGCUUUGCGUGUCUUUCAUGAGCCGCAGCAUGAUGAACCGCCGCAUGGGAGUCGACCAGGCUGGUGCCGGGCAGGCUGCUCGUCGCGGCGCACCCCCUGGCGAUGCUAGGUAACGCACUGCCAAAGUUUGAGGGGCUGGUACAGUUCAAGGAUUGGGUUGCAUACCUCACUUCUGUUAUCGGAUCACCUGCCGGUUACUUUUUUGGAUACAAGCAUGGGCAGUGGGGGGGGGGGGGGGGGAUAUAGUAUGAAUCUCCUUUGU
Messenger RNA from Pyricularia oryzae 70-15, 1355 nucleotides. RefSeq lists its product as uncharacterized. Bases 382 to 1206 code for a protein of 274 amino acids. The record is from RefSeq and is a predicted model, not a curated record. Lineage: Eukaryota; Fungi; Ascomycota; Sordariomycetes; Magnaporthales; Pyriculariaceae. The transcript has 3 exons.